Messenger RNA from Lolium rigidum, 339 nucleotides. RefSeq names its product FCS-Like Zinc finger 3-like. The coding region runs from base 58 to 339 and encodes 93 amino acids. NCBI's taxonomy places the organism in Eukaryota, Viridiplantae, Streptophyta, Magnoliopsida, Poales, Poaceae. The record is from RefSeq and is a predicted model, not a curated record. The transcript has a single exon.
GCAACUGCUCGCUCAAGCUGAAGCGCGACCAGUCCUCCCAGGAAGAAGCCAUAUACCAUGGCCUGCUCCUUCUUCUUCGACGCCGAGCCGGUCGGCGAGCACGGCAUGCCCGCACUGGACGCGUGCGCGCUGUGCGCCAAGCCGCUCGCGCGCGACUGUGACGUCUUCAUGUACAGAGGGGACACCCCUUUCUGCAGCGAGGACUGCCGCCACGAGCAGAUGCGGCUCGACGCCGUCUGCGAGAGGCAUUCUCCCCGGAGGCUUCAGCUGUACUCGUCCGGGACGACAGAGUCCCAUCGCGGCCAGCGAGCGCCCAGGAAGGUGUCGAUCGCGAGCUAG